This is a messenger RNA of Dromiciops gliroides (monito del monte), 945 nucleotides long. Its product is annotated as olfactory receptor 1N2-like. The record is from RefSeq and is a predicted model, not a curated record. Gene Ontology annotation, molecular function: olfactory receptor activity; G protein-coupled receptor activity. Bases 1 to 945 code for a protein of 314 amino acids. Gene Ontology annotation, biological process: G protein-coupled receptor signaling pathway. The transcript has a single exon. Lineage: Eukaryota; Metazoa; Chordata; Mammalia; Microbiotheria; Microbiotheriidae. Gene Ontology annotation, cellular component: membrane.
AUGGGACAGGAAAACAGAACAAGCAUCUCUGAAUUUAUUCUCUUGGGACUAUCUGAACAGCCAGAUCAGCAGAGAUUGCUAUUUGGGCUAUUCCUACUCAUGUACCUGAUCACUGUGGUGGGGAACCUUCUCAUCAUACUAGCCAUUGGCUCUGACUCCCACCUCCAAAGCCCCAUGUAUUUCUUCUUAGCCAACCUGUCCUUUGCAGACAUCUGUUUCACAUCAGCUUCCAUUCCCAAGAUGCUGGUGAAUAUUGAGACCCAACAUCAGACCAUUUCCUAUGUUGGAUGCAUCACCCAACUCUAUUUCCUUCUUGUAUUUGGGUGUUUGGACAACCUUCUCCUUGCUGCAAUGGCAUAUGACCGCUAUGUGGCCAUCUGCCGUCCCCUUCACUAUACUACAGUCAUGAGCCCCCAGCACUGUGUGCUAAUGUUGAGUGUGUGCUGGGCUCUAACUAAUAUUCCUGCACUGACACAUAGCAUUCUUUUGGCCCGCCUGGACUUCUGUACCCACCAUGCCAUUCCCCACUUCUACUGUGAUAUUAGUCCCCUGCUAAAGUUAGCAUGCUCAGAUACCCACUUAAAUGAACUGAUGGUAAUCAUCAUGGGAGCAAUAUUUCUCACUAUUCCCCUUGCCCUCAUUGUCCUCUCCUAUGCCCACAUCACUUCUGCUAUCCUUGGUUUCUCUUCUCCUGAAGGGAGAUGGAAGGCCUUCUCCACCUGUGGGUCCCACCUCACUGUAGUCUUACUCUUCUAUGGUUCCCUAAUGGGUGUGUAUUUAUUUCCUUCAUCAAGCUACUCUGUCCAAAGAGAAAGUGCAGCUGCUGUCCUCUACAUGGUGGUGACCCCCAUGAUGAACCCAUUCAUCUAUAGCCUUAGGAACAGAGAUAUGAAAGGGGCACUGGGGAGGCUCCUUGGGAAUGGGAAAACUCUCUCCUCUCCAUAA